Molecule: messenger RNA, 6697 nt
Organism: Candoia aspera
Lineage: Eukaryota; Metazoa; Chordata; Lepidosauria; Squamata; Candoiidae
Gene: RALGAPA2
Product: Ral GTPase activating protein catalytic subunit alpha 2
Exons: 40
Coding region: 118-5916 (1932 amino acids)
Biological process (GO): positive regulation of GTPase activity; regulation of small GTPase mediated signal transduction
Cellular component (GO): cytoplasm; nucleus
Molecular function (GO): GTPase activator activity
Source: RefSeq, a predicted model, not a curated record
GUCCGGCUCAGAACCCAAGACUGGCCGGGGGCGCGGAACUCGGAGCAGGAGAAGCCGAGCGAGGACAAAGGCGGAAGAGCGGCCCCGGCGGCUGCGCUCCCCCCAGGCGCCCUCGAGAUGUUCUCGCGGAGGGGUCAUGAUGUCAAGAAGUCUGCGCAGAAGGCGUUGGACCCGCGGAAGGACCCGCUGACUCGCCUCAAGCACCUUCGGGUUUUGAUGGAUGCUGUGGAUGGAAGUGAACUUAAACAGUUCUUUGAGAUCAACUAUUCUCUAAUUUAUUUUAUCUUCUAUGAAAAUUUUGUAACAGUGGAAACCAGCUUGAAACAAAGAGGGAAUAAAUCUCAAAGGGAAGAGUUGGAUUCCAUUCUUUUUCUUUUUGAAAGAAUACUGCAAUUGUUACCUGAAAGAAUUUUCUAUCGAUGGCAUUUUCAUAGCAUAGGGUCAGUUUUGAAGAAACUUUUGCACACUGGAAACUGCCUUAAGAUAAGAUGUGAAGGAAUACGAUUAUUUCUUCUCUGGCUGCAAGCUCUCCAGACUAAUUGUGCAGAAGAACAGCUGUUAAUUUUUGCUUGUCUUGUACCUGGUUUUCCUGCAGUGAUGUCUUCAAAAGGUCCAUGUACUCUGGAUACCCUCAUUAGUCCUCCUUCUAAUCUUCCAAAUGUGAAAAUCUAUCCUGAGGAUAUAACACCACUUUUACCACUUGCUACUGGUGAAAAGAUUGAAGGCCCAACUUGCUACUUUCUUCAGAUACUCUUAAAAUAUAUGGUAAUUCAGGCUGCAAGGUUGGAAUGGAAGAAUAAGGAGAACCUUGAUACAGGAUUUAAGUUUCUCUUUGCCUUGUUCAGAAAGUAUUAUCUUCCUCAUUUAUUCCCCUCUUUUAUAAAACUAACCAACCUCUACAAUCCUGUGCUUGAGAUUCCUAGCCUGCGACCCAAAUCAGCAUAUGUUAGUACAACUUGUGAUGAUGGAAAUUUUUAUAGUACAAAAAUUCCAUACCUGGACGCCCGUGUAACUUUUAUUAAAUGGCUUGUAAACUUUUUUCUGGAAAAGAAAUACCUUACAGCAACACAAACUUUCAAAAAUGGUGUGGAAGUUCUGCCCAAAAUCAUUCAAACAGUGGGUAGUACAGCGCAAGAUAAAAAUCCUGAAGUGGAGAACAGUGUCCCAUCAGAUCAGGAAAAAAAUCAUACCAACCACAGCCUGAUACCCAGUGAUUCUAGUUUUUGCAGCAUUGAAGAGCAGCACCGGCCUGCAUAUGAGAUGGUACAGCAAAUACUUUUGUCUACAAGAGAUUAUGUGAAUUUUGUUAAUGAAGUAUUUCAUCAGGCUUUUUUGCUGCCGCCAUCAGAGAUAUCCUUAACUGAAAAGGUUGUGAAAGUUUAUAGGAAAUGGAUACUACAAGAGAAACCUGUGUUCAUGGAAGAACCAGAUACAAAGGAGACUAUUCAAGAUGAUGAUGGCAUCAUAGAAUACUCAACAGCAGAGACAGAUGGCAAACAUGUUGUGUCUGGACAUAAAAGAUCUUCAAGUUGGGGAAGAAGUUACUCCUUCUCUAGUGCUGUUACCAGAGGGUGCUUAUUAGAAGAUGAAAACAAGAAUGUUAAGGCAGGUCUUCAACCUAUGCUGCAGGUAUUCUUGACCAACUCUGCAAAUGUAUUUUUAUUGGAACCAUGCAAUGAAGUGCCUGAACUACUUAAAGAGCAAAUAAUUUCUUGCAGAGCAGUUUUGAGUAUAUAUAGGCGCAUGAUAAUGGAACUUCCAAUGAAUAAAAAGACCUGGGAGCAUAUGUUGCAAAUACUUCUUAGCAUAACAGAAGCUGUCAUGAGCAACGCCAAAGAUGAUCAAAUAAAGGAUGCAUUUGGUCAAAGUUUAUCAGGAUUACUAUUCCGGACUCUCAUUGUGGCUUGGAUCCGAGCAAAUUUGUGUGUUUAUAUUUCUCGUGAGCUCUGGGACGAAUUGCUACGUGUGCUGUCAUCCCUUACAGAUUGGGAAGAGCUAGUAAUGGAAUGGGCUAAUAUAAUGGAUUCUUUAACAUCUGUUUUAGCAAGAACAGUGUAUGGUGUUGAAAUGACCAACUUGCCACUAGAUAAACUAAGUGAGCAAAAAGAGAAAAUACAAAAAGGAAGAGGUGGUGUUUUGGAACAUCAAAAAGGAGCUGCAGUUGGAAGAUCAUUUUCUUUAAGCUGGAGAGAUCAUCCUGAUGUUGUGGAACCAAUGAGAUUUAGGAGUGCUACCACCUCAGGAGUACCAGGAAUUGAGAAAGCGAGGAAUAUAGUGCGUCAAAGAACAACAGCGAAGCGAAGCCAGUCUAUCAACAACUGUGCUCGUCUCUGUGAGGCUUUGCCAGCCACUAAAAGUGUGCCUCUUCUCCUUCAUACUGUGAGCUCUCUCUUGCCUGAUAUCUCUUACACUUCUUACUCUUGCACUUUUUCAGAAAGUGAACAAUAUGAACUAUCAGAAAAUGGAUCAGGAAUUGUGAAUCAGCAACCAGUAAACUUAUCAGGAGCAGAAUAUAACAGUCCUUUUUCAGAUCAAGAUCAAUUAACUCGAAGCAGUAGUACCUCUGAUAUUAGAGACCAGUGCAAUUCUGAUAUUUUCCAAGUCAGAAAAACAGAGAGUUCACAAAAUUUAACUUCAGGAUCCAGAUCUGUUCAAAAAAGUAAGGAGACCAUGAGCAAGGAGAGUACAAUACAAGAAGCAAGCAACACUCCAUCUGAGUUAAAUCUCAAGAUAGAUAUGCAGCAGUUACACGGAAGUCAGGGAGAGAAAGAAAAGUGUGAAAGUAUUAACAGUGAUACUUCCAAUGGAUACAGCAAUGAAAUGGGCAUGAGUUUGGCUCCCUGGCAAACAUGUGAGGAAAAUAAUGAUAUCUGCGUCCAAGCUGACAUUUCUGUUGACCCAGGUGCCCAUCAGUGGUUGCCUCUGAAUCCUUCACAGGCUACCAACUUAUCAGACAGCAGUGAGUUCCUUGCUGAUGAUUGUAGCAUAAUUGCUGGUGGCAAUCUUACUGGAUGGCAUCCUGACUCUGCAGCUGUAUUAUGGAGAAGAACAUUAGGAAUUCUUGGAGAUGUGAACAGUAUCCAGUCUCCUAAAAUACAUGCCAGAGUUGUUGAAUAUCUUUUUGAGUUAUGGUACAAAUUAGCAAAGAUAAGAGACAAUCUGGCAAUCAGUCUGGAUAACCAGUCUACUCCCUCCCCUCCUGUUUUAAUUCCACCACUUAGAAUAUUUGCAUCAUGGUUGUUCAAGGCUACAACUUUGCCAGAUGAAUAUAAAGAAGGAAAGAUCCAUGCCUACAAACUGAUAUGUGCUAUGAUGACAAGGCGCCAAGAUUUUAUGCCAAAUCCCGACUACCUGGUGCAUUUUUAUCUUGUCAUGCACAUUGGCUUAACUAAUAAAGAUCAGGAUGUUUUAAACACUAUCAUAAAACACUGCUCCCCAUUCUUUUUCUUCUUGGGCUUACCUGGCUUUACACUGCUAAUAAGAGACUUCAUAGCAGCUGCAACCAGAGUUUUGAGUACCAACAUGUUGGAGGCUCCCCGCUUAGAAGCAAAUACUAUUCUUGGAUCUCUGAUUUGCUUUCCUAAUCUUUACCAAGACAUCUCACUGUUACCAUCUGUUGCUGAAGCAGAAAUCACAACAGGAACCGCAGAUGUCAAAUUUUGCCUCAUAAAUAUUCUUUUAAAGAAUGCCACAGAGGAACCAAGUGAAGCUUCAAGGUGUUUAGCCCUAUGCUGUCUUGGGCUUUGGAUAUGUGAAGAACUUGUACACUGUACCAACCAUCCUCAAGUAAAAGACGCAAUAAAUGUUUUUGGUGUGACACUAAAGUUUUCUAACAAGCUGAUUGCACAGGCAGCAUGUGAUAUCUUUCAGUUAUUGACAUCUUACUGGGAAAAACUACAGAAAUACAACAUUUCUCUACCCCAAAAAAUUAUUGAAAUCCUUGUUGCCACUAUUGCAUUUCUGUUACCAAGUGCAGAAUACUCCUCUGUGGAAGGUGAUAAAAAGUUUAUAGUUUCAUUAUUACUUUGCUUAUUGGACUGGUGCAUGACAUUGCCAGUGAAGAUACUGUUGGAGCCUGUAUUUGCUUCCAGUUUUGAAAAUCAACAUUCUUCUAAUACUCCAUUGCUUGAUUAUAUCUAUAGGAUCCUGAACUGUUGUGUUUAUGGUUCAAGCCUUUACACGCAGCAAAGCCAUUAUCUUUUAAGUCUUGCAGACCUCUCCAGUGAGAUCUAUGAUCCCUUUAUGCCCCUAGGAAAUGUCAGGAAUUCUGAACUGAUUCCGUUUCAGUCUUCUGCAGACCUGAAUAAUUUGCUCACUGUUGCUGAAGAAAUGAAGAGGAGGAGCUUGGAGUUAAUACCAUUGACAGCCCGAAUGAUUAUGGCACAUCUAGUAAACAAUUUGGGCCAUUAUCCUCUGACUGAAGGACCUGCUGUUCUACAUAGUCUUAUUAGUGAGAAUCACAACAAUUUUUGUAUGGAAUCUUCUGAACUCUCACCUGAAGUCUUCAGAAGCCCCAAUUUACAGCUCUUUGAAUUCAACGACAAUACUGUCAUUUCUUACCUUCAGAUUCCUUCAAAAAGGGGGAUAAAUGAUGAACUGGAAGAAUCUUUCUCAGAAGUAAGAGUAAUUGUUAGGGAUAUCUCAGGAAAGUAUUCAUGGGAUGGACGAUUGAUGCAUGGGCCGUUAGCUGGUUGUUCACUAAAUCAGAAGAACAGAAAAUUCUCUGCAGUUACGGAAAAAAAUAAACAGAACUUUGAGACUCCAACUGAUUUCAUUCAGGUAGAUCAGGGGGAAGAUGCUCUUGAUGAGUUGCUAGAAAGAAUUGGCAGUAGUAGUCCUGAGUGCCUUUUACAUCCACAAGUAAAAUUAAAUGAGCCAUCCCCAUCCCCAUCUGUCAUGAGUCAUGACCAAGUUAAUGAUAUCAUUGAAGCAAUAAUGCAGCAGAGUUGCACAGAAAAUGAAUAUGCUCAUGGAUACAAUCUGAAUCAUAAUACAAAAAGUGAAAGUCAGAAGAUGCCAAGAUCUGCUCUGCUGCAGUCACCAUUUCAUUUAUGUAAGCUCUUGCUAAAUGACUUGGGAAUGAAUUCUUGGGAAAAAAGAAAAAGUUUUAAUAUUUUGAAGAAAAAUUCUAAAUUGUUGAGAGAGCUGAAAAAUUUGGACUCUAGACAAUGUCGUGAAACUCACAAGAUUGCAGUAGUUUACAUUGCUGAAGGACAAGAAGAUAAAUGUUCAAUAUUGUCCAACCCACAAGGAAGCCAAGCAUAUGAAGAUUUUAUUGCUGGAUUGGGUUGGGAGGUUGAUCUUUCAACUCACUGUGGAUUUAUGGGUGGCCUUCAGCGUAAUGGUAGCACAGGACAAACAGCCCCAUAUUAUGCAACUUCAACUGUGGAAGUAAUUUUUCAUGUAUCCACACGAAUGCCAUCUGACUCAGAUGACUCACUGACCAAAAAGCUUCGUCACUUGGGAAAUGAUGAAGUUCAUGUUAUCUGGUCUGAACACACGAGAAAUUAUCGCAGGGGCAUUAUACCAACAGAUUUUGGUGAUGUUUUAAUUAUUAUUUAUCCAAUGAAGAAUCGUAUGUUCUACAUAGAGAUUAUGAAGAAACCAGAGGUCCCAUUUUUUGGUCCUUUGUUUAACGGAGCAAUUGUGACUGCAAGACUGUUGCCAAGUCUUAUACGGGCCACAUGUAUCAAUGCCAGCAGAGCUGUGAAGUCUCUUAUAACUCUCUAUCAGAGCUUUUAUGAGGAAAGAGCAUUAUAUCUUGAUGCAAUAAUCCAGAAUCACAAGGAACUACUAACAUUUGAGGAUUUUGCUGCUCAGAUCUUCUCUCCCUCUCCCAGUUACUCCCGUAGUGGAUGUGGCAUUAUUACUACAGUUUUGAGUGCUGAUCUUACUGCACCUGUAAGGAUAGAAUAAACAGAUUUCACCGAUACUAGCAUCUGUCAGAGAAAAAAAACAAGUUUCUGGGAAGUUGUACUGAUUGGCCAGUACUCUCAGUAAAUCUUCAAGUUAAACCUUUUGGAAGUUUGAAAUAAUUGAAGAAACCUACGUUCUCACCUGCUGUAUCUCUCCAGCUGGUAAUUUUUGGAGAUUGCAUAAUGAAGGUUUUUUAUUUUCUGUUUUGCUAUGAAAUAAUUGUUCCUUAAAUUUCAAACUUAAAUUUUUCAUAUUUUCCUGUAUUAUUUCCUGGUGCUCACUUGAUAAUUUUCAGCUAUGGAGGACUGAAAUCCAGACUUUUUAUUGCCAGUUUAAACUAUGACAAAAUACUUGCUUUCUAAUUUUAGUUUACGAAUUAUGUUAUCAUCUAAAAGAGGAUGCAGAACAAUAACUGAAGCCCCCCCACAAGUCUUAAAUGCAACAUUAACAAUUUCAGUGUAAUUUAAAAUUUACUGGAAGAAAACUUCUUUUUAUUUCAUUGGUGGAGACCCACAUUUAGCCAAAAUGAAGGAGUUUUGACUAAUAAUCUUUUUUAUAUUAAAGAAAAUGCUUUAUAUUGGCAGUAAAGACCAAACCACUUAGCAUAUAGAUGAAAAAUGAUUAUGUUUUACAAUAUCUUUUCAAAUAUACCAUCAUUUUCUAUUACUUAUUUCCGAAGUUUAUUGUUGUGCACAUAACUGAAAAUGCCUACUCAUAAUCAAGAGCACUUUUAAGUAUGUAUAUAGUUAAAUAAAAUACAGUAGUAAAACCUAAAUUUAAA